This is a messenger RNA of Neltuma alba, 1092 nucleotides long. RefSeq names its product DNA-directed RNA polymerase V subunit 5A. The record is from RefSeq and is a predicted model, not a curated record. Bases 106 to 786 code for a protein of 226 amino acids. The transcript is spliced from 4 exons. Gene Ontology annotation, molecular function: DNA binding. Lineage: Eukaryota; Viridiplantae; Streptophyta; Magnoliopsida; Fabales; Fabaceae. Gene Ontology annotation, biological process: transcription by RNA polymerase II; transcription elongation by RNA polymerase I; tRNA transcription by RNA polymerase III.
UUCCACAAUCGAGUUUAAGCCAUCCUAGCAACAGUGAGGCUUCAGAGUGGUGCGACUCUUGGGUUGGGAGUUCUGGGACGCUGAACAGAGUAUCGGGGCAGAUAGAUGGAAGCGAAUGGGCUCCAUGAGGAGGAACGACCGGCACAAGCCAAGACCCUCUGCAGCUAUGUGGACGAAGGCAGUAUCGAGAGUCACAGAUACUACCUUUCUCGAAAGACUGUGCUCGAGAUGCUCAGAGACAGAGGCUUUUCUAUUCCCUCCUCUGAAAUCGACCUCUCUCUCGCCGAAUUUCGAGCCAUUCACGGCCAAUCCCCCGACAUUGAACGCCUCCGCUUCUCGGCCACUCACGCCUCUGACUCUUCCAAGCGGAUCUUGGUCAAUUUUUGCUGGCCUGGUGCUGUAAAAGUUAAUGUGAUCCGAAGCCUUGCAGGCCAACUUUUUAACACAGACACUUUAUCUGGGAUGAUAUUGAUAGUACAGGACCAGAUUACUAACCAGGCCUUGAAAGCUUUAGAAGUUUUCAAAUUCAAGGUUGAAGUUUUCCAGAUAACUGAUUUACUUGUUAACAUUACAAAGCAUGUCUUAAAGCCAAAGCAUGAGGUGCUGACUAAUCAACAGAAGCAAGAGCUUUUGAAGAAAUACAACAUAGAGGAAAAGCAGCUUCCCCGCAUGCUGCAGAAAGAUGCCAUUGCGCGAUAUUAUGGACUGGAGAGGGGACAAGUGGUUAAAGUCACUUAUAGUGGUGAUAUCUCCCAGAUGCAUGUCACAUACCGAUGUGUUUGGUGAUGCUUUCUUGUGCAGUUAUCUCUUGUAUUUUGUUAGUCGUAGUCCAAGCUAGCUGUUCAGUCAUACAGAAGCGGCGAAUUUUAGUUUCCAACUAGUGCCAUGUUUAUAAUCGCGCAAACUUCAUUCCUAGCGGUUUGCAUCAUGCUGUAUGUGUAGCUGUGAACUUCAUGAACAUAACAUGGUGGUUUUCUUUUUCACCCUGGAUUUUUUUCCAGUCUAGACUUAGAGACGCAGAUGCAAUUCUGAAUGCUUGCUCUUAUUACUAUUACUAUUAUUAUAAAUUAUUAAUAUUUAGCAUUGCCUUCA